Messenger RNA from Prorocentrum cordatum, 2772 nucleotides. NCBI's taxonomy places the organism in Eukaryota, Dinophyceae, Prorocentrales, Prorocentraceae. The record is from the annotation of a GenBank genome assembly.
AUGCGGCGCCGCAACGCUGCGUACGCCGCCAAAGAAGCAGCCCGAGAGAAGGCGCGCCGCGCUGCUGCCACCGCCGCGCAAGCCGCGGCAGCCACUGCAGGCUGCCCGAAGCGCCAAGAGGCGAGCUGCUAUCACCGCCGCGCAAGCCGCGGCAGCUACUGCAGGCGAGCAGCUGCUCCUGCAGCGACCACUGCCGGCGACGCCACGCCGCUGGACUUCAUUGAACGACUACAUUCUGAAUCUGGAUACCAGGUGUCACGACAUUCCAGACAGCUCCGCCAUCGGGACGCCGCGACGGCGCCACCUUCUGACGACGCCCUCUUCGACCAGAUAGCCAACGACGUUCGCACUUUCUGUACCGUUACGGCCGAUGACCAACGCAGAAUGGUCCGAGCUUACUCCGCGAAGAUGGAUCAUGCCGCUCCUCUCCCUGGAUGCGGUUCCUGCGGUCGCCGCGACCCUGCGUUCCCUGCCACGGAGCGCGUUCGGCUCGAAAACUUGCCUCCCGACCAUUGGCUCUUCCUCACGCCUGACGAAUGCAGAGACCUGGACGCCAUGCCUGCGGUGACUUUCUGCGAGGCUGACGGCUCCACGCGCACCGUCGAAACCAAAAGCAUCCGCAGCUAUGUCUCCAUCGGCGCCUCCGCGAGGCUGCACCUGCACCCGGAGCUCACGCGCACCAUGCCGGACGGUGGCCACGAAACGUUUCUAUGCGAGAGUUGCGCGCGGCCGCUGUCGGAUCCGGCUGAAGCCCUUGCCCUCGCAGACGUGCGCCUCUACAGCCUCGUGGCCAAAAUACAUGUCCCUGGACAGCGCUCCAGCGCAGCAUCUAGGUCUGUCCUCAAGGGCCACAUGAUCGCAUUCGUCCACGACGGGCCCACCGCCAUCGAAGCCCAGUUCAACGCCGCCCGACUCCGCAACGUACUGGAGCACAUCCAGGUGGUCUACGUCGGCAACACCGACCGAGUCACCAACCUCGAACGCCACGCUCUUUCCAUGAAGAGCGUGCAGAUGCGACCCCAUGUACUCUACAACCACCUCUCGCUACGCCGCGCCCUCGGACACGUGGCCUCCACAGACGCAUCCCCUCCGAUUGCGGACAUCGCAGCCUUGCUGGCUGACUGGUCUGCUUCUCUGUCAGCUCGCUCCCGUCACGCGGACACAGACGACGUAGAAGAGGCCAUCCGGCCAUCGGAUAUCGCCAACGUCAGGGACGUCUCCAUGGACGACCUCCACCAGGACGCCUCCACUCUUCCACCGAACCUGCGCGUUCAUUCUUCGUUGGCCGCCCGAUUUCUGCCCCUGGCCCUGCACAAUGGGCCCCGAAGCGUGCACGCGCAGAUUCAGUGGAAUCGUGAUCCACAGGAUACCGUCCUCGGACAACCUACCGAGCCCCAGGGCGACAUUCACGCAGAGGCCACGCUGUCCUUGGACCCAGUUGGCGUCUUCUUACAAUCCAGCGACGCCGUGGCUGGCAGUAUCUUUGAUGGUCUCGUAGACACCCUUCGAGCGUCCAGCCGCGCCGACCCCGAGGACAUCCACGACGAACGCCAAGAGCAACCGGAUCCUCUGCCGGCGGUGGCAUGCGGGCGCGCCGUGGACGGGGUGGCGGACGUGCUUCGGGAGUAUGGCUUCCACGCCGGCAACGCCGCCAAGGCGCUGCGCGACAUGAUCGGUCACGGCGUCAAGGAUGCCGACCCGGACGACGCCGAGCAUGUCAAGGCGCUCCUCAGCAACCCGGUCAUCUUCAAGCACGCGUGCCAGGAGCAGUUCCACAGCUUUGACGUCAACGGCGACGGCGUGCUGCAGCUCAGCGAGGUCGUCGAGCUCACGUCGUCCCUGUACCGCGGGUUCGGCCUCGACCCCCCCUCGCUGGGCAGUGUCCAAGCGUUCAUCCACGCCAUGGACGCGAACAACGACGGGGUUCUGGACGAGCGGGAGUUCCGCCGCUUCUUCGAGAUCUUCCUGAGGUACGCGUUCUUCGACGUCGUGAAGCUGCGGGAGCUGGUGGAGCGCGGCGUGGCCCAGCAGAACAGCCGCAAGGAACGCACGGCUGCGGAGCCGGCAGCGCUGCUGGUGCAGGCAGCCCCCGCGCGCUCGGCGCCGAGCCCCGGCUCGCCGAAGCGGCAGCCAGGGGCGCCCAAGCCCCGCUCCCGCGCGGCGUCGGCGCGCCGCGACGGGGGCCGGGGCGCCGGGGCGCCGCCGAGGUGCGAGCCGCUGGAUCUCCCCGAGGAGGAACCGCAGACCGUGCGCAGCGCAGUCAGCGCGGGGCACCGUCGCGGCACGACCGCGCCGACAUUCCGGUGCAUUGCGCCCGACGGCGUUGCUUUCAGGCCUUCGCCGGAUGCCGCCAGCGGCGAGGAGGUCGCCAGCGCCCUCGAGGUGCCCGCGGGUGGCACCGUGCAGGCGCUGGAAGUGUGGAUCCGUACGCCGUGCGGCUGGCUCCCGGUGAUGGACGAGAGCGGCGGCGCCCUGUUCCAGCGGCGGUCGUCGGGUAGGGCGAGGCCCCCGCCCUCGGAGCUGCCGCCUGCGCCGCCCGCCGCCGGGAGGCUCUCGGCGGAGGCCCGGCCGCCGCCCAAGGUCAGCUUCGAGCGCGGGUGCACGCCCGUCGGGCUGGGCGCGGCCCUGGCGCCGCACGAGGAGGCCUGGGGCCCCGUCGUGGAGCGCCUCUGCGCGCGCUUCCCCGACGCGGGGCGGGUCUGGGUCCUGCAGGCCCUGCGGGACAGCGGCGGCCACGCCGGCAAGGCAGCGGCCGCGCUGCGCGAGCUGUGA